UGUGGAAGGUGCACAAUCUAUCUUAUGUAUCCUAUGUUGAAAGUAUGCACACUUCAUGUAUCCAUGUUUGGAAUUCCCACCUCUCUGCAAUCUUUCCCUGCCUUGUAAUUCAUCCUCUGAUAGUCCAAUUGGUACGAAUACGAAGCAUGAUAGUCAACGACACACAGUGACACUUCUCCCUGCUUGAAGUUGCAUGUCCUCCCAACCGUAAAUUUACACUUACCUACUUCUACAGCUGUGGGAUCAGGAACCUAGUUGUCAUGCCAUUGGCUUGCGGCACGGUAUUAUGAAGGAAUGAGAGCAAUAUGGUUCUAAUAGUUAACAGAACGAAGCUCAGGUUAUACCUGUGAACUUCCACUUCAACCUUUUACUUCGUCAACGCACCCUACUACUCCUAUUACUUUGAAAUCUGUAUUCAAGAUGUCUACUGGUCUCCAAGCCAAAAAUGCUUUGUUCAUUGGCUAUCCUAGCCCGGGUGAACUCCUCGCUGCUGGCAUAGUAUUACCUCUCAUUGCACUUGCUACGAUCUCGCUUCGCUAUAUGGUACGCCGCUCACGGAAGGCACGCUUUGGUGUAGAUGAUUGGCUUUUAAUUCCAGCUUUAGUAAGGCAUCUUGAUCUUCUUGGGAAUUGGAAUUUGGCUGCUAACAUGUCCAUUAGCUAGCACUUACGGGGAUAGGAGCAUGUAUUAUAAUUGGUUAGUUCACAAGGGGAGUAGUGUUGCCUCAAAUUCACCACUAACAUCGUGUAGGUGUCGUGAAAAAGGCUGUGGGCUAUCCGGCUCCUCCACCAGCUUCAAGUUCACCGGAAGCAGCCUUGAAUGACCUAAGUCCAGUGGAAGCCCUUUCUGAAAAGGUACGUUUCAAUCUAUAUCAUACUGAAUGAAAGUACUGACAAACGAUUAGCUUGACUUCGCCAUUACCAUCUUGACAAUUGUUGCAUAUUGCUUCAUCAAACUCAGUAUUGCGUUCCUUUAUCGACGUAUAUUUGUUGUAUCGGGGCACUCAAAAAUUUUCAGUAUUGUCACAUGGACCCUGAUCGCAAUUAUCAUCAGUUGGUCGAUUACGUUCUUUCUUCUAUUCAUCUUCGAUUGUGGGAUUCAUACUUCGGCUCAAUGGGGCUCAGAGGCGGAGUUAGCACGUUACUGUCCGGAUGGCAUAAAGCAUGAAGAAGCGCUCUACAUAUCUGAAUUCUUCACAAAUGUAGUUUUAGCUCUUGCGCCAAUUCCAUCCGUGAGCACUUUAAUUCUCUCGUUAAGAGGAAGUCGGCUAACCAUUCAACAGAUUCUUCGCCUCCAAUUGACAACAGCAGCAAAAUUCCAGAUCAUCGGAAUAUUCCUUCUUGCUUUCAGCGCAUUUGCAGCUUCAAUCGUAAGAUUGAUACUUGCAUUUGAGAUAACUCAAAGCGUUACCUUUGGACAAGACUUUGACAUCAACCGUGAGUUCAACACUGUUUUGGCAGCGACACUGCGAGCUAAACUAACAAAUAUCUUAAGAAACAAACUCUACAAUUUUCUAUUGGAAUAUGGUGGAAGCUGGCAUUGCGCUGAUAGCUUGUUGUCUACCCACUCUGAAGCCGCUCAUGUCCGGGCAAGGAAUUGGCUCGGCCAUCGCAAGUAUCCGAAGUGUCAUUUCACUACCAUUCAACAAUUCCUUGACUUCGCAAAACUCAAACACGGUAUCACACAAUUCAAAGACUAGUAGAACUUACAGAAAGAUGGAGAGAGACGGGUCAGUGAUGGUGGAACCACUUAAAGAAGGAAACAUUGAGUUGAAGAGCAUUAGUAGCCGCGAGCCUAGUGGAGAGCAUAUUGUUUGAAAAGACCAAUCCACGAUAGACAAACUGCAGAAGGCCUUCUCAUUGCUUCCCGCACGCCCAUCCUACGUAAAUCAAAGUAUAAAGCCCGACACAAAAUCAGAAUCUUCAACUCCGGCAUUCAAAUUCAUCUUUUUCGCAGCUCUAGAUAGAAUUAUAAUAAAUCUUUUAAAUUACCGUAAAUAAUGCCUACCCUGAGAGUAAGCAACGUUUCUACUCAUUGAACCGUGGACUAGAGUGGGCUUAAAGAAUAUCAAAAAUUUGCUGCCAUAAGGCUUCCCUGCCUCUCUAUCACCCAUCUUCAUCAGGCAAU
Molecule: messenger RNA, 2127 nt
Organism: Sclerotinia trifoliorum
Lineage: Eukaryota; Fungi; Ascomycota; Leotiomycetes; Helotiales; Sclerotiniaceae
Source: the annotation of a GenBank genome assembly